AUGUCUGAUGUGACGUUAAAUCAGCCAUCGUUUGUUACUGGUUUUAUUGAUAUUUAUCGACAGUUACCAAGUUUAUGGAAUAUUAAGUCAAAACAGUAUUCAAAUCGAAAAGAAAAGGCAAAGGCGUAUGAGAAACUUAUAAGUUAUUGCAAAACCGUAGACAAAAAUGCUUCGAUGGAUAUGGUAAAAAAGAAAAUUAAUAAUAUUAGAAGUGCCUUUCGAAAGGAGCACAAAAAAGUUCUAAAAUCAAAAAGAAGUGGAUCAUCUACAGAAGAGCUGUAUGAGCCAACUCUUUGGUAUUAUAAAUUAUUGCUUUUUACGGCUUCGCAGGAAGAACCUAGGAUGUCAGUUUCAAAUGAUGAUGAGUCGGAGUCGGAGGGUGACGAUGCCAAUAAUGAGGAAGAUGUCACCCAGCAUGAUACUCAAUUUUCACCGCUUACUGAAGAUGCGUUGCAAGCACCGUCUGAAAUAUAUCAGCUAUCACCACCACAAACACCGCAUCAGUCAUCAACCUAUUCACGUCCAUCAACUUCCAGAUCUUCUAAUAGUGCAAAAAGAAAGAAGUAUGGACAGGAAGAAAGUAUCCAAAGGAUUUGCGCUAAGUUGGACAGAGAAAAUGAUGAAUGUGACAGUAUUGGAGAAAAUGUGGCCCAUAAACUGCGCCGAAUGGACAGCGACCAGAAAAUGUUCCUGCGGUUGCUGCUCCUGCUGCCUCCGCAGAGGCUCGUCGCUCCACAUCGCGGGGUAGCAGGAUCCUGCUUUCAAUCCUGCAGCGCGCGCCUAUCGAUCUUGCGACUGCUGCUUGCUUGCCUGCCGUGGACCCGCGACGGAAGGAAGGACAUCCAGCAGGCUGCGACCGACGACGCCACAGACGCUUAG
This is a messenger RNA of Acanthoscelides obtectus, 879 nucleotides long. Lineage: Eukaryota; Metazoa; Arthropoda; Insecta; Coleoptera; Chrysomelidae. The record is from the annotation of a GenBank genome assembly.